Tyto alba (common barn owl) is the source of this 4795-nucleotide messenger RNA. RefSeq names its product paired related homeobox 1 (gene PRRX1). Gene Ontology annotation, biological process: regulation of DNA-templated transcription. The record is from RefSeq and is a predicted model, not a curated record. Gene Ontology annotation, molecular function: DNA binding; DNA-binding transcription factor activity, RNA polymerase II-specific. The transcript has 4 exons. NCBI's taxonomy places the organism in Eukaryota, Metazoa, Chordata, Aves, Strigiformes, Tytonidae. The coding region runs from base 345 to 1082 and encodes 245 amino acids.
GCAGCGGAGGCGGAGGGACGGGGCGCACCCGCCCCAGCGGCCCCACAGCCACCCUGCGCCUCCCGGCCGGCGGCAGCUCCCCGCGCCCCGAGCCGCCUCUCCCCUCCGGCAUGUUUUAAGCCCGGCCCUACCCUCUCCCCUUCGGGCUUCCCCUCCCGCCGCCGUCGGGUCCCGUCCCGGUGUGUGUUUCCCCCCCCCCCCUCCCCCUCCCCUCUUCCCCUCCCCUCCCCCCCCCCCUUUCUUUCGGUCCUUGCGCAUCCCUCCUCGAAGGGCCGGCGGCUGGGGGGGAGCGGGGGCGGUGGGCGCCCGGGGGGGGCGAGGGCAGAAAAGCCCCGUUCGGCACCAUGGCGUCCAGCUAUGCCCACGCUAUGGAGAGGCAGGCCUUGCUGCCCGCCCGCCUCGACGGCCCCGCCGGCCUGGACAAUUUACAAGCCAAGAAGAACUUCUCCGUGAGUCACCUGCUGGACCUGGAGGAGGCGGGCGACAUGGUGGCCGCCCAGGCGGACGAGGGCGGCGGAGAGCCCGGCCGGAGCUUGUUGGAGUCCCCUGGGCUGACCAGCGGCAGCGACACCCCGCAGCAGGAUAAUGAUCAGCUGAACUCAGAAGAGAAGAAGAAAAGAAAGCAGAGAAGGAACAGGACUACCUUCAACAGCAGCCAGCUCCAGGCGUUAGAAAGGGUCUUUGAGAGGACACACUACCCCGAUGCCUUUGUACGGGAAGACCUUGCACGCAGAGUCAACCUCACUGAAGCCAGAGUUCAGGUGUGGUUCCAGAACCGGAGAGCCAAGUUUCGCCGGAACGAGAGGGCGAUGCUGGCCAGCAAGAAUGCCUCUCUGCUCAAAUCCUACUCAGGGGACGUGACCGCCGUGGAGCAGCCCAUAGUACCUCGCCCAGCUCCGAGACCCACCGACUAUCUCUCCUGGGGUACCGCCUCGCCUUACAGCGCCAUGGCCACCUACUCCACCACGUGUACCAAUGCCAGCCCGGCACAGGGCAUGAAUAUGGCCAACAGUAUUGCCAACCUGAGACUGAAGGCAAAGGAAUAUAGUUUACAGAGGAAUCAAGUGCCCACAGUCAAUUAAUGACUGGAGGCAGCUGCCUUGCAGAGGAGAAAAUGCAACAGCACCCGUCCUGCUUCGCAACUUGUUUGUGCUGAAAGAAUUAAAAAAAGAAAAGAAAAAAAAAAAAAAAAAAAAAAAACAAAAAAACCCACCAAAACAAAAAAAGACCAAAAAAAAUCACAAAAAAAAAAAAAAAGAAAAAAAAGAAGAAAAAAAGCCAACCCCAACCCAGAACUGAGCAUGGGGACCAAACUGGGAGCAAACUGAACCGCUCGUGAGUGACAAGGUUCCUUCUUCCUUUUGGGAUAAUGCCACCAUUUUUUUUUUUUUUUGUUAUUGUCAGGUUUAUUGCUUCUGCUCAAUAUACUACGAGCUUCGUCAGUAAAGGACAGUCUCACCCUUGUUGGUUUCCAUUUUUGUAUGGGACUGCAAAAAAGAAACCUCUGCCGAUCUCAGCCCAUGGACGUGUCCCACCCACCAGCAUGCUGAGAUGCAAAGCUUGCUCCUCUCCCCCCCUGCCCCAGCUCACCCUAGAAGAAGAAGUUGUUUGGUCGCCGCUUUCUGUUGUAUCCACCUGACCCUUUGUCCCUCCAGUCCCUCGUGCCACAGAGGCAGGCGCCGUUACCGUCAGUCUGUGAGAAGCCCCUUAAAUGCAACGGGAUGGGGUCAUCCUGCCCGGGUUGCCUGCACCAGUCUGAGACGUGAGGAAGACCUCCUUGGGCUUCGCAGCACUUCACUGCUUCCUCGAGUAUUCCCGGCACUGCUGCCUCGAAAAGCCAAAGAAGAGAUAAAAGCCAAUGUGGGUGUGUGAGGGGGGGGGGGGGUGUAGUGGGGGGAUCGCUCUGUAGUGCCAGGAAUAGGACUGUUAGGACACUCCUUUCUAUGCCUUACAGUUUGCGCCACAGGGAAAGGCGUUGUCCAGAUGCAUUUGUUUUAUAUAUACUGUAUAUAUUUAUAUAUAUAAGAUAUACAUGCAAGCUUGGUUGGUGUUUUUUAUUAAACAAAAUAAAAUCCAUUGAAAAUGUUUGGGAUGUUUGUGCUGCAUCCAGGUUCCUGGAGCCGUGCAUUGAAAUUCCAGCCGCAGCCUCUCUCACCCUUGUCAGGGCCCUUCCUGGUAGCCCCAGGCAGAGCUUGAAAUGGGCAGCUCCCGUCUUCCUGUGAGAAAUCCCAAAGAAGUGGAGCUGGAGGGAGCCAUGCUCCUUUGCAGAUUUUCCCCAUGGGCAUUUACAACUUGACUGAGUUAGACGAGGAUCUCCUCUCCGGCAGGAUAGGUUCCUGUGGCUCUUGGGAACAGGCGAGGACAUCCCCUUGGAAAGUCUCUGCCAGCCCCUCUGAGGGCAGGUAACAUCUCAGCAGGGAAUAUCCCGCGUGAAGACCAUUUCUCCCCCAGUUCUCAUAGCACUGCCCAGUGAGGCUUGCCCUAUAGCCUUAGCCACUCUCCUUUGCUCUCCCUACCUGCUGUUCUCCCUCCUCUGGAGAGCUAACUAGGACCUAAUUUCCUUCUCUCCAUGAAGAGCAGAGGAGAUGCAACCCAAAAGGCAUUUCUUCCAUGCAAGCGUCCUGAGGAAAUUAGGAUCUUUCAUGUUGCUGGUGAUGCCUGCCUUGUUCAAAUCUGGGGGGAGGAGGGAGCUUAUUUAUGGCAAACAGUGCUUGUGCAGGAGACCUGCCCAAACUGAGUGGGACUUUGCCAUGGAAUAGUCCAACUGAAGGGCGCAGAGCUGCUCCAUGGUCCAGGCUGGACCAUAAGGGAAGGAGAAAGAAGCUCAGUUGUGAGGGAGACUUCUGGUAGUGUGGCUUAGGUCUCCAACUUGGUGUUUGCUGGAGACAUGCCGGGCAUAUGUAGAUGCCCAACAGUGGGCUUUGAUAGUCUAAAACAGCAUGUUGCAGGAAACGAGAAAUAAAUCUCUUUGAAGGGAAGGUGAAAGUUAAACUGGCAGAGGAUGAAUGGAAAUCCAGCCAAAGUAUUUGAAUUAACUGUGGGGCAAAAGCCCCAGGUUCAAACUGGUGUCAGUUGUGCUCGUGAUCGUGUGUGUUGCUGCUGGAUUUUUUUUUUUUUUCUCCCUGUAUGGGUAUUUUUGAGAAAAAAAAAAAAAAAAAAAGGGAAAAAAAAAGAAUCUAAUUGUGAUCAGGACAAAAAGCUUAAAUGUUGCAGAUUAUACUUGUAGACAGAACACCAGCAGGGGAAGUGAGGAUGGACAAUCACUGCAUUUUAAGAAAUCCAUAGUGUUCUGUCUGAUCCCUUUUUUUUUGGCCUUCUGUAGUCUGGAGAAGCUAACAUCUCUAAACAAAAAUAUUUCUAUCGUGAGUAGUAUGGUUCCAGCUCCUAGAGCCAAGUGAUCACGUUGGAAAUCUCAGCCUUCACUUAGAAACUCACUCUUGGUUCCUGUGCCUACACCAACAAGUGAAACUAUCAAAGAACAUGUCCUGCACGAUCAGAAAGAAGAAGGACCCAGUGCAAUGUAACAUUACUCAGAGGCUGAAUGGGUUGUUGAGUGCCUUUGCCUGGUGCUCUCCCUGCUCCUUGCCUUGCUGCCCUCCUCCGUGACCCACCAGCGACAGCAGCCUGAGAAAACUGCCCUGAGGUGGCCUGAGGCUGCCCGAGUGUCCACCCUGGAGGUUUCAGCUGUUCCCUUCAGCAUCUUGGUGGCCUGUGGCUUUCCCUUAGUCUGUGCUCACCAUUUCUGCAGUAGAAAAAUCACCCUGAGCAGCUUGCUUUGGUGUCUGUGUACAGGCACCCGUUUCUGAAGUUAGCUAGGAGGCAGUUCAGAGAGCAUAAAGCUCCUGGUACACUGUUAUCCACCUGUGGACCAUGGUAGCCAUCAAUACCCCCACGCCGUGAUGUUUACAUGGAGGGGCUUACGUAAAUGCCUCUGCAAAGCCUUGUCCACCCUCCUCACUUCAUUUGCAUGAGGAAUUGAAUUGAUUUGCAUGGGCCUGCUCCUGUGGGAAGGUUGUGUAAGCUUUUGCACUUCCAGUUUUAGUUGGGUCUUGCCUUGGCUUGGGCUGCUUGGUUGGGGAUGCCAUCACAGCUGACUGGGCUGUUGUCAGUCCAGAUGAGGCCUUCAUGUCACCUUUGAGCUGGGAGACAUCAAGAUGUAAACCAGAGCAUCCGAGACAAUAUUGCUUUGUUUCCAUGGAUUUGCUAAACAGAGUCCAGCUGGAUGAAUGGAUGGGUUUUGUUGUUUGUUUCUUAAUUGCUGAUGACCUCAGCCAACGAUGUCUAGUUUUCUAUCAAACCAAAGCGAAAUUUUAUGAACAUGUAUGUUUAAUCUGUAUUUUAUUGAACCAUGUAAAUAUAUGUGCAAAAUAAGGGCCUUAUCCUGAAAGCACGGAAUUCUCCAGGGUUUUAGCAGACUUUCAGUCACAGCACUAGGAAGUUGCCAUGGUUACCCAGUUAUCACUAAGUUUAGGUACCAUUCAGGGGAGAAAAUGGUCUUGAGGCACAUUCCUCUCACCCGCUCUGUAUGAACGUGUUUUUUCUCAGGCCUCCCCUUUUCUUGACGCAGAUGUAGGUGGCCAAUUAAGUGGGAUUUUUGAGCAUGACAGGGAUGGAUGAUUGGUGAGGCUGGUGGAGCUUGAUGCGUGAAGCCAUGGGAGGGAUUCCCAGAUCAAGUGUAUCCUGUAAAUUAUCUCUUGCUUUAUGAUGUAAAAUGUACAGUGUUUGCACUAGAAUAGAAAUGAUCAUUUUCAAUAAAAGGGGGAAAAGACUCCCCGAUCCUUUCUGUAAGCUGCCA